Molecule: messenger RNA, 687 nt
Organism: Closterium sp. Naga37s-1
Lineage: Eukaryota; Viridiplantae; Streptophyta; Zygnematophyceae; Desmidiales; Closteriaceae
Source: the annotation of a GenBank genome assembly
AUGUUCCCUUCUUCCCGUGCUGCUCCCCCCCUCCCUUCCCCCUGCUCCCCCCCUCCCUCCCCCCUGCUUCCCCCCUCCCUCCGCCUUGCUUCCCCCCUCCUUAUGCCUUGCUCCCCCCCCCCCCCCCCCUUUUGCCCUGCUUCCCCUCUCCCUCCGCCCUGCUUCCCCCCUCCUUCUGCCAUGCUUCCCCCAUCCCUCUAUUCUGCUUUCCCCCGCCCCCAACCCUCCUCUCUCGUGCACACCCUUUGCCUCUCCACUCCCUCCUGCUCCUGCUCCUUUCAUCCCACCUGCCAGGAGCACUCAGGGAGUGAGAGUGAGAGCGUGGAGGAGGACGAGGAGGAAGCAAGGAUGCGUCACACUCCUGCCCGUCGUGUGGCUGACGCUACUUGUCGAAGGCGCCCGUUCGCAUCGCGUCGAGUUGCUUCUCCCCCCCACCCUCUUCCCUGCUUCUCCCCAUGCUCUUCCUUGAAUCCCCCCAACUCCUGCCCUGCUUCCUUUCACCCUCCCCUCCAGCUUCCUUACCCCCCUGUCCCGCUUCCUCCCACCUUCUGCCCUGCUUUCCUCCAGGGCAGAAGCUCACUCCAGGAGGACGACCUAGAAGCCUCGCACCAGGGAGACGAUAGCAAGCGCGAUUACAUUGCUUGCUGUGUGAUUAUCGCACGGGCGCAUUCACAUCUUCGCAGGUAG